Molecule: messenger RNA, 3021 nt
Organism: Polistes canadensis
Lineage: Eukaryota; Metazoa; Arthropoda; Insecta; Hymenoptera; Vespidae
Gene: RSG7
Product: regulator of G-protein signaling 7
Exons: 13
Coding region: 673-2214 (513 amino acids)
Biological process (GO): regulation of G protein-coupled receptor signaling pathway; intracellular signal transduction; G protein-coupled receptor signaling pathway
Source: RefSeq, a predicted model, not a curated record
GUAAUUUGAAAAAUAACAAGACAGAAAUAGGUCGAAGGAUUUCAAAGAUGAUUUGGUCUUGUAAAAGUGAUCGAUAAUAGGUGGUAGUAGGUUGAGGAGCGUGUAAAGGGCCGAUAUCCGUGCCACUUGGGAUCCCCUGUUUCCUCCGUUUCCUACUCUACACAUUUACACAGUGUUAGCAGCAGCAGUUUUGCUUCGUCGUCGUUGUUCGUAGGAAAAGCACGCAGUCGCAAAGUGAACGAGCAGCACGCACAUCGUGUUCGUGAUCACCAGAAGACAACUCAGGAGUUCGAUUUUGACAAUCAACAGGAUCUUGUUAUCGUUCUGCUGAAAAAGAAGAAAAUCAAAAGUCCGAGAUGAUAAUGGAGAAAAUGAGAUCGUUGAAAUCAAGGAUUACGAGAAUAACGAUGAUGCGAAGUUUUCAAAUGCGUCUUAUUAGAAGAUCGAUCAUAUCGUUUUAUCGAACUACGGUUAACGUCGAAUAGGAAGGAAAAAUAAAAAUAAUAUUAAUAAAAAUAGAAGAGAAGAAAAGUGUUGAGCCUACUUUUCUUUAUCCGAGAAAAGCCUUUAGACGACCGCAAUGCGCGCGCGGUGAAACUACGAGAGCCACUACUCCAGUGUUUUACAUCACGAAUCAUUGUGAAAUGGUGUUAUUAUCUUAACGCGUAUAAUAUGGUAACUAUGAGCUCCGAAAAGUCGGCCUCCCGCCGAAAACCAAUUGAAAAUAAUGAUACGAGAGAAUCUUCGGAUCAAACUGGAGAAAGGGAAGAUAAUAAUCGUACCGAGGAGAAUGUUGAAAAACAGAAUACACCCACGCAUCGUGUCACUGCCUGUUGCGCUGAAGAUACACCAAAUUAUCUCGUCUAUAAAAAGAUGGAAUCUUUGGUGGAAAAAAUGUUAAACGAAGCUACAGGUGUUCCUGUUAAAACAGUUAAAAGUUUCAUGACGAAAACUCCAUCCGUUUUUACGGGUUCCGAUUUGAUAUCUUGGAUGAUGAAAACUAUGGAUAUCGAUGAUCAAGAAUCUCUUCACGUGGCACAUCUCAUGGCAUCUCAUGGUUAUUUUUUCCCCAUUGACGAUCAUUGUCUUACCGUUAAAAAUGAUAACACAUUCUAUAGAUUUCAAACACCUUAUUUUUGGCCAUCUAAUUCUUGGGAACCAGAAAAUACUGAUUACGCCGUUUAUUUAUGCAAAAGAACGAUGCAGAAUAAAACUCGUCUUGAAUUAGCUGAUUACGAGGCCGAGAAUUUAGCUAGGUUGCAGAAAAUAUUUUCUCGAAAGUGGGAGUUCAUUUUUAUGCAAGCGGAAGCACAAAGUAAAGUCGAUAAAAAGAGGGAUAAACUGGAAAGGAAAGUGUUGGAUAGUCAGGAAAGGGCAUUCUGGGAUGUACAUCGGCCGAUGCCUGGUUGUGUAAAUACAACAGAACUCGAUAUAAAGAAAGAAUGCCGCAGUCAAAAACCAACCUUCAGAUCGAACAAACAUUUGAAAAUUGGGAUCACUGGUGAAAGGGUUUCUCCUCAUUCGGAAUCACAUUUAGCAGCUUCGAUAGAAUCUGUCCAAAAGGAGAUUGACAUGUUGAAAGAUAGGUUGGACAGAAGAAACAUCAAAGUAUCCAAAGUUGCGGAAGCUCUUAUCGGAUAUUUCGAACAGUAUGCCGAGUAUGAUCCAUUUUUUACUCAACCUGAAUUUACUAAUCCGUGGGUAUCGGAUAGUUCGGAAAUGUGGGAACAAGAAAAAAUAGCGAAAGAAGUGUCUACGAGAAGAGUUAAAAGAUGGGCAUUUGGUCUUCAGGAAUUGUUACAGGAUCCGAUUGGUAGAGAACAAUUUAUACGAUUUUUGGAGAAAGAGUUCAGCAGUGAAAAUCUCAAAUUUUGGGAAACCGUACAGGAAUUGAAAACUUUCCCGCAGAAAGAUGUUAACGUUAAGGCUGGAGAAAUUUGGAACGAAUUUUUGGGCCCAGAUGCAAGCUGUCCAAUUAACGUCGAUUCUAGGUCCUUCGAAAUAACAAAAAGAAAUCUUGAGAAACCUGAUCGUUGGUGCUUCGACAUAGCUGCGGCACACGUUUAUCAUUUAAUGAAAAGCGAUAGUUAUUCGAGAUAUCUUCGUUCCGAGAUGUACAAAGACUUCCUCAACGGUUCGAAGAAGAAGACAUCGGUAAAGGGUAUUCGAUCAAUCGUAUCUUUCACGGGUCGCAGAGACACGGCAACCUCGUAAUCAAUCAAUUAUGAUCUUUGAAAAAUAUAUCCUAUAGAAAAAUUGAAAAAGAAAAAAAGAAAAUGAAGCGCAGAAGCAAAUCAUUUCUAAUCGUUAAUCACGUAAGUUAACACUUAAGGUCUUCUAGAUACUAUCAUUUAAUGCAAUUGAUAAGAAUCUUCGAAUUUAUGCGCGCAAAUAAGCUAUGAUAAUACAUACGUUCCUCGAUAAAUGUUCAAUAACAAAUCGGAAUGUAUCGUUAAAAGAAAAAGAAAAAAAUAAAUCAACUUGACGAUUAAACGAGCAUAAUUAUUUAAAUUACUUAUAUACGUACACCUAUGUAUUUCUACGUAUGUAUAAUAUGUUUGUAAUAAUUAUGCUCCAUUAUAAAAAAGACUUAAACACAGAGAGAAACAUAACUAUAUGUUUAAAAGUAUUCGUCCUACUGCUAUUUUCGUAUUACUGUAUUUAUUAAUUGGAUUAAUAUAUAUAUAAAUAUUAUAGAAUGAAAGUUUCCAUAAUAUACAAACCAAAAUGUGUAUCUAUAGAUAAUUUAGAUGAUACAAAAGUUUAUAAUUAGGAUUUAUUUGUAAGCUUGUGUGUAGAAGGCAAUGAGAUUAUACCAUAAGAAAUACUGGUAGAAAUAGCGUAAUAAUAAGAGUAAGUCAUAAAUAUUAGUAGAACAAGUAUAUCAAAUGUACAGUAGUAUUAUAUGCUUCUUAGAAUGAUAUUACAUUAAACUUCUUUAUCGUAAUGAUUCUAUGUAAUUCAGCAACAAAUUUUUCAAUUUAUCGUUUAAAACAACAAACAAACAAAAAAGAACAAAAA